Molecule: messenger RNA, 999 nt
Organism: Dendronephthya gigantea
Lineage: Eukaryota; Metazoa; Cnidaria; Anthozoa; Malacalcyonacea; Nephtheidae
Product: transmembrane protein 138-like
Exons: 4
Coding region: 112-594 (160 amino acids)
Cellular component (GO): cilium
Source: RefSeq, a predicted model, not a curated record
UCAAAGUUCGUAAAAUUGCUGACAUUUUUCACGGCGCAAAACGGAAUCAAAUUACGAAUCGGAUAAAAAAAUUUGAAACAAAAAAAAUCAAAACAAUAUGGUCGUCGAGUAAUGCGCGUUUCAAGGUAUAGACCCGUAGUUUACCUACAAUUAUCACUCCUUUUCUUUGAUAUUUUUAUCAAUUCCUUUGGGGACUUAUUCCGAGCUGAAGAUGUCAUCCUUUUAGUGCUGUUUAUCAUUCAAGAUGUUUGUAUUCUGUUUGCAUUGAUUGUUGUCUUCCUGGUGUUUUUCAAUACAUAUAUAUUCCAAGCUGGACUUGUGUUUUUAUUAAUAAGAAAGUUUAAGACAACUAUAAUUAUAACUGUUUCAUAUCUGUUGCUCUCACUGGGUCUGCAUGUGUGGACAAUGACAAGAAAAUGGGGAGAUCCAGAGGCGUAUAUAUGGGAUGGUGGAUUUCAAGUUGUUUAUGUUUUUCAAAGAUUAGGAUCCGUUUUCUAUUACUAUUAUUACAAGAGAACUUGUCUGAAACUUGGUGAUCCAAGAUUUUACCAGGAGUCUGAAUGGUUACGAAAAGAGUUUUCAAGAGUACACUAAACGUAUUAGCUACCACGCAUCAUCCAACAAUCGUACGGAGUUGUGGUCAAAGGCCAAUGGUACAAUACCUUCUGAAAAGGGAGAUGUAUAGUCCUGUCCACUUUAUCAGCGAAAGAAUGUGUGUAUAUUUUGGAUUCAGGAUUCAGAAUAGUUGAGCUUGGUCAUAUGUUUUAGUGGGUACUGGGUAGAUGCUUUGUGUUUUUUGAAUGGCGUGAAUGAUAUUAUAUUCCACACGCGGAAUGCAAAUUCGCAUGUGGAAAAAUUUGUACAUUAUAAUUUAACUUUUGUGUACGUCAUUAAAAGGUAGCCGACUCACGCUAUAGUGUUAAGAAUAUGAGUGAUACCAAGUUUUAAAUUGUUCUGAAUGUAACCUAGAUUGUGUAAAUAUUAUACAAUAUACAGGAG